Molecule: messenger RNA, 714 nt
Organism: Cyclocybe aegerita
Lineage: Eukaryota; Fungi; Basidiomycota; Agaricomycetes; Agaricales; Hemipholiotaceae
Source: the annotation of a GenBank genome assembly
AUGGCUCCACGCCGUUUGCAGUUCACCCAAACAACGCUUCGCUUUCGGCCUUGGCAUCGCCCUUUUUGCAUUACCUUUUUUGUGCGAGCUUCCCAUUCUUACUCUCUUACCAUCAACGCCACUGACGCUCGAAAUCUCUCCAUAGACUUGAGCCUCACCCGCAGGUAUUUAGAAGCCCAGCACCCCUUCAAAAGGAUACCACUGAUUGUCAUGGCCGCGUCACCUUCUGCACCUCAAAUUUCCCAAGCUGAGAAGCCCGAAGUGAACCUCGAUUCCCUGGACAUUCAUCGCGGCGCAAUAGACCAGACGACCAUCACAACAGAACCGCCCACCAAGGUGAUGAAGCGCGUGAACGCACUCUUGCAGGAACUCGGGGUCCAAGUCCAAGAGGAGACGCCCUUCAGAUACCGCUGUAUCAGGGCGAAGAAAGUGGGAGCGCCGACCACGCAGGUAUCGAGCGAGGCAGCCUCUCAGUCGAUUAUUUCUGAGCCAAACAUCCCUACUCCAUCCCAGAGCGAUGCAAUCGCUUGCACACUGUACGGAUCCCUUCCAGAGGACCCUGCAGACGAGGUCCGGUUCACAGUGGAGUUGACGAGGCUCGCCGGCUUGAAUGAUACGUACAGCCUCGACGUUCGCCGGUUGAAGGGCAAUUUGAGAAGCUACAAGUUCGUCUAUGACACCAUUCGCGAACGUGCGGAGCUCAAUCGUGCAUGA